UCCUGUCGUCUUUUCAGAUGAACAACAUCCUUCUGCAGCUCUCUUGGACUUCAAUUUCCUCUGUAUCCAUCCUUCCUCCUCUGUCUACAAUUAUUUAAUUUCUUUGCCAGAGGCAAUUUCUUUCAUCUCCUGCCAAAGAGAGGGACUCCAUACAGUUACUGGGAAAAGCUUUGGAACCAAAGACUUUCGAGCAGCUCUAGAAAAUGGAGUACUGUUAUGCGAUUUGAUUAACAAGAUCAAACCUGGCAUUGUUAAGAAGAUCAAUCGUCUGUCAACUCCAAUAGCUGGGUUGGAUAAUAUAAAUGUUUUUCUGAAAGCUUGCGAAAAUAUUGGACUGAAAGAAGCUCAGCUUUUUCAUCCAGGAGAUCUUCAGGAUUUGUCCAAUCGAGUUACAGUCAAACCAGAGGAGACCAACAGAAGAGUGAAAAAUGUUUUGAUUACAUUGUACUGGCUUGGGAGAAAAGCACAAAGUAAUCCUCAUUAUAAUGGUCCAUACCUCAAUCUUAAAGCAUUUGAGAAGUUAUUAGGGCAAGCGUUGACCAAGGCACUUGAAGAGUCCAGCCACCUGAACAGAAGUGGCAGGGAUAGUGGGUACGGUGAUAUUUGGUACGUGGACCGGGGAGAGCCCUUUCCACCUUCAGCUAGUCAUAAAAGAGACGAUUCCUUUGAUAGCUUGGACUCUCUUGGCUCAAGAUCCUCCACAAGCUUUUCAUCAGACAUAACCUUGAAAGGUGGCAGUGAAGGUUGUGAUAGUGACACAGACUCAGAACUGCCUUUCAAAAUGCGUGACUCCCAUAAAGAUGACAGGUCUUACCGAAGGAUUUCUGUGAUUGAACCAAAACCUACUACUGACUUCAAUCGCUUCUUACCCAACAAAAACAAGCAGCCAACGUAUAUGCCAGCACCCUUAAGGAAGAAAAGGACAGAGAAGAAUGAGGACAAUAGGAGGAGCUGGGCAAGUCCUGUCUACACAGAGUCAGAUGGAACAUUUUCAAGUGGACAUGAAAGGAAUCCCGUAGCUUCCUGCCAAAAUAGCAGAGCAGAGUGUGGGCUCACAAAUCCAGCUUCCCUCCAGAUGAUCUAUGAGUAUGACAGUGGCUCUGAUUCAGAAGAUGAAAGAAAGCUGCCCGACGUGGUUAUGGAUGACUUAGCAAAACGUAGAUUUCUAGUCAAAAAGAGCCCUGUAAGCUCUGCUGCACCUGGACAUCAUUUCAUGUUGCGCAAUGACUCUUCUAAAUCUUGCUCACAAGAAAAUGAUCCAGCUGGUCCACUAGCUGCAAUGCUUAAACCACUGAGUAACCAGAGGAGACAGAGGCAGUUGGAUACUAAAGUGGAAAACAAACCAAGAGUUAACAUUUCUUCAGAAUUAUCUGGGUAUUUUGAUGAGGACGAGGAAGAAGAAAUAGGCAUCCCAAACAUUGAAAAAGAUGAUCUCUAUUUUCGCAAGCUAAAUUCUUCAGCGUCAAAUACAGUAGUUGCUUUUGACAAAUUUCUUCCUAAGUUUUGGACUCCAGAAGAAGAAUUACUAUGGAAAAAAAUCAGGAAAUCCUCUUUCAAACCCUGGUAUAAAGAGAUUCAAGGGUUCAGUAGAAAGAAAUCAGAUUCUGAGGAUGAGGGAUAUGCUUAUAAACAAAGCUCUGCUAUUGUUGCUAACCAACCAAGACCAAGUUUCGAAUGGAACAGCAGUUGCAGAAGGGAUCAAAGCUAUAAGCCAACUGCUGAGUAUGUGGGAAGCUCAUUGACACAGAUUACAGAAGGAAAAAUCUUGGAGGCUUCUGACCAGCCCAGUCAGUUUUCAUUACUUCAGGCCCUGCAAAAAUACUCUGACUACUUGUCUUCUGAAACGAAGACCAAAGUUGAUCCUUCUUCUGGCCCUAGGCUCAUAAAAUGUAGAAGGAAUAUUUCCUUUAUACCAGGAUGUGACCAAGGCGACAAUGAAAAUGUAUAUCUGUAUCCAGAUUUAGAAAAUGAUGACUUGUUUGUUCGCAAAACUGGGGCUUUCCAUAUGAAUCAAGUUGUUCUCCAAGACCCCCAGUAUUUUAAAAAAUUCUCUGAGCAAGAGCCUCUUAUAGAGGGUGAAAUAAUUCUGCAGCCUAGAGAAGGCCAAACUGUAAUUCCGGAUUUGGAAAAGGAUGACAUGAUUUUUCGUAAAAUCCUCUCUCAGAAAAAAGAGGUGCCUUUAUCAGGUGCUCCAGACAAGUAUCACCCUGCACUCUUUCCUGAUCCUUGGAGUCUUCCUGAGGAAAUACGGUCCAAAUUUCUAUGUUUACUUGAAAAGAGUGCAACAUCAGAAGACAGAAAGAGCAAUGGCAGAGUGUUGUCACCGUCUUCCCGACAUAAGAAGGACGACAUGCUGACACGCAAGAUUGAAUCUUGGAAAGUGGGAAGCAAUGCACAGCCAGUAAAUUUUAUCCCAGGUCCGUGCAGUGAAGAAGACUGGAAAAAGUGGGAAGCAAUCAGAGAGGCCAGCAAAGUUAGACACAAGAAGCGUCAGAUGGUGGAGAGACUGUUUCAAAAGCUUUCUGAUGAGCAAGGGAGUAAAUCUUUGAAUGAUGUCAGUGCAGAGGAGCUGCAGUCGAUGCGCAAAAUCCGUUAUGAAGAACUGCAAAGGAUAAAAGAACAGCUGCAAGAACAAGAUCUGAAGUGGCAAGAAGAUCUAGCAAAAUGGAAGAAUCGUAGAAAGAGCUUCACUUCAGAGUUGCAAAAGAAAAAAGAAGAAAGAGAAGAAAUAGAAAGGAGAGCCUCUGAGGUCUCUGAUAGGAACAGCAAGUCCCUGAAAGAAAUGGAGCAGGAAAGGGAGGAUAGAGAUCAAGACUCCUACAGGCAGAGAAAAUAUGAACACAGAUGGACGUAUUCACUGAACGAUGAUGUGUUUACUGAAGAAAAAGAACCUCCUACACGGUCAGUGGUGAAAGAUUACUUUUUGGAAGAAGAAACCUCCUAUAGCACUCAAGACAGCAAAAGCCUGUCUGCUGCUCAAAGGAGCAAGGAUCAUCUGCCAAAGCAGGAGAGUUAUGCCACACGUGAAGCUCCUGCUCCCUCAAAGAGCCUGGCAGAAGAGCAGAGCUCGUCUCUUUUGUCUACGCGCUACUCAGUGAAUGCUCAAACUGGGUCAGCUCAGGUUUCAGCUUCUCUCCCUAGAAGUUACCAGAAAACCGAUACCUCCAGGUUAACAUCCGUGGUUACACCAAGACCUUUUGGUGUCCACUCAAGAGGAAUCUCCUCUCUUCCACGGUCACUCACGAUGGAUGAUACCCAGAAAUACAAUGGAGAAGUGGAAAAAGCUAAAAGAACUCAAACUUUGUUAACUAGCAGUUCAUUUUCACUACCAGACUCUUCAUACUCUCUCUCUAUCAGUGUACAUGGAAGUAGAGGUGAGGAGAAGGAGGAGGAAAAAGGUAUUAAGACAACACCUACUCCUAGUUUGACAUUACCUGUAAAACCCCAAGACCAAGAUGCCAUAGGCAGUAUUCUGAAACCAGAAUAUUGCUCUCCUCCUGAUUCUGUUUCACUUACAUCUUCUGCAGAAAAUGUGAGUCUGCCAGAGCAUGAGGAUUCAAAAUCCCUGGAACAGUACAGUGAAUUGAGAAUCAAUGUAAACCAGAGACCUGGCCACAGUCGCGACUUCGGGUUUACAACAAAUUGGACUUCAUCAGGGGCCUUUGUACAAACAGUCGAAGAAGGUAGCCCUGCAAAACUUUCUCAGCUGCAUGUAGAUGAUGAGAUCAUUGCUAUCAACGGCACAAAGGUUUCACAUAUGGACUAUAGUCAGUGGGAAGAAGCCAUCAACAGAGCACUAGAAACUGGAAACCUGGUCAUGGAUGUUAGACGAUAUGGAAAGAAUGACUGGGGCAAAGACCAGCCUUCCCUGCCACAUGUAAGGCAUAAAAUCCUCAAUCUCACCAGUAUGGGUACCAACAUUAUAGGUACAUCUGAAAAUAAAUGGAUUGAUGCAACUUCUGGAGAAUGUGUUUCAAAUGUUUCAACCAUAUCAUCAAAAAGAGAAUUCUCCAGCAGUCUUCAGAAUUCUGGUACGGAAACAAAGUUGAUAAAUGGAAUGCAAGGAGACCUUGGAUCUAAUGAACAAAGAGCAUCUGAACCAAUUUCUUUGAAAAACUUAAAAAGACGGUCACAAUUUUUUGAACAAGGUGGCCCGGAGCCUGCACUGCCUGAUCUCCCAGUCCCAUCCAUUACUGCUUCAAAUCGUCGGGUUUGGGAUCAAGAGGAAGAACGAAAACGACAGGAAAAAUGGCAAAAGGAGCAGGAUCGUUUACUGCAGUUGGUGUACAAUUUGACAUGUGGAGAGAUGGCUUUGAAAAAUGAGAAAUACAAACGAGAACAAGAAAAAUUGAGGGAAGAAUGGCUGCGAGCUAAGCAAGAAGCUGAAAGAGAGAACUCCAAGUAUUUGGAUGAGGAGCAGACUGUUCUAACCUUAAACACGCUCUCUGUCUCUGCACGGGCUCCAUCUGUGUCCAGCUGGGGGGCAAGCCCUGAAGCAAGUACUCCUGAGGAGCCAGAAGGAGAUGUAGGAAAUGAGCUGGCAGCACACUUGCUGGGCAAGGAAGAAGAGAGGAGACAUCAGAAGGAAUGGAGUGUCCAGGAAGAAGCAGCACUGCGUUUUGAGCAAGAAAGGGAACUUGAAGAGCUAGAGCUUGAAAGACAACAUAAAGAGAGGGAAAAGCAGUAUGCUGAGGAGCAGAGGCGGCAGGCAGAGAUGGAGGAGCAGAGGCGGCGGGCGGAGAUGGAGGAACAGAGGCGGCGGGCAGAAAGGCCAAAGGAGGUGUUGGUGGAGACAUCUCAGUACCAAAGACAUCAUGAGCAUUAUGAAGGAUCUAAAACAAUAGAGGACCGAUCUGGUCAUCCUCUUAUUGAGAGGCAUUAUGAACGUUAUGAAACUUCCAAAACCAUUGAGGAGCGUCCUGGUCAGUCAUGGUCUGACAGGAAUAAAUCCAAGUCAACUUCAGAAUUGAAUGAAUUCACUGCAAACAGAAAUGGUACUCAGGGCAAGCAUUCGGAGAGGUCUUGGAACACGGGGGACCUGCAGAAGGGGUCUCAGAAGGAGCACAACCUGUCUGCGGCAGAGUUAGAGAGACAACAAAUCCUUCAGGAAAUGAGAAAGAGAACAUCUCUACACACGGACAGCAGCUGGAUUAGGCAGCGUAGUUCCAGUGUACAUAAGGAGCCUAUUAGUUUGUACGGCAAUAGUAUGAGGAGAGGAGAGUCGUUGGACAACCUUGAUUCUCCAAGAACAAGCUCAUGGAGACACCAUUCAUGGUUAAACCAGUCUGCCUCCACUUCAUCUCUGUCCUCUAGUCAAGAUCUCAGUCGCCCGGUGUCUACUUCAAACCGAGCCUACAUGUGCACUCCUUCCUCUGCCAAAGCACCUCCUGUGGCCUCCUCUGUGAGGGCCCCAUCUGUGUCCCAGCCUGCCCCCCGGGUUCAGUCUCCCGUCUCUGCUUCCCAGACAGGGUCGCAGACACGCAGCAGGUCAGUCAGUGGGAAGAAAAUCUGUUCAUACUGUAAUAACGUUCUGGGCAAAGGAGCAGCCAUGAUGAUUGAGUCUCUUGGUCUUUGUUAUCAUUUACAUUGCUUUAAGUGUGUUGCCUGUGGAUGCGACCUUGGGGGAUCCCGCUCUGGAGCUGAAGUCAGGAUCCGAAACAACAAACUCUUCUGCAACGACUGCUAUAUCAGAUUUAAAAGUACAAGUUCAGCAGGAAUUGAUUUACUUACAGAUCUUAAUUAAAAGCUGGACAACCAACCUCCAUGUGAAGCAAACCUAGAUAUGAAACCACUGUUGCAGAUAAAAGAAGAGGUGAUUGCUGCUGAUGUAGAUCUAUAAAUAUAUAUAUUGUGUGUGUGUGUUUUUUCUAAGAGUAACUCUUGCUUGUCUAGUCUUCAUAGCAAUGCAUUAUAUUCCUCAUACAACUGUAUUUUUAUUUAUGAUAAAGUAAUUGCAGUAAGGAAAUAUCUGGGGAAGAUGCUUUUACUUUUACAGCUUCAAGUACAGAGAGCACAAGGGAGAAUAAGUAUAUUUUCAAUAUAUUUUUGAGGCUUAUAAUCAACUAGUUGACUUUCCAAUGGUAUAUGAAGAGGGUAUUUUGUUUCUAAGCUCUCGAAGCGAGCAUUAGAGAAAUAGUUAAUAUAAAUAUAUAUUUGCAAUUGCUGUCUUUAUUUUUGACAUAUAUUGAGAGUGAAUUCUCUGGGUUAAUACGAAGCUGCGUUUAAAUGCACACAAAUGUGUUUGCUUUCCAUACGCUGGUUUCUAAAAUUAUGUGCUUUCUGAAACUUCAAUACAAAGAAUAAUCUGUUUGCUCAGUGGUGAUGGCAUAAUAUUCUGUGGAAUCCAUUCAAUGGAAAGAGUUCUCUUUUCCUAUUUGAAAAAUGUAACUAUCACUUUUUCCUCCACAAACGAGAUGGAGAAUGGUUGUUGAAUUACAGUAUAUUUGUAAAUAAAAUUUCUGAUGUUGCAUUUA
Anas platyrhynchos (mallard) is the source of this 6473-nucleotide messenger RNA. NCBI's taxonomy places the organism in Eukaryota, Metazoa, Chordata, Aves, Anseriformes, Anatidae. The record is from RefSeq and is a predicted model, not a curated record.